Molecule: messenger RNA, 2667 nt
Organism: Cimex lectularius (bed bug)
Lineage: Eukaryota; Metazoa; Arthropoda; Insecta; Hemiptera; Cimicidae
Product: neprilysin-2-like
Exons: 13
Coding region: 325-2451 (708 amino acids)
Biological process (GO): protein processing
Cellular component (GO): plasma membrane
Molecular function (GO): metalloendopeptidase activity
Source: RefSeq, a predicted model, not a curated record
GGAUGAAAUUUUUGAAUCCAAAUAAUUGAAGGGAAAACACGCGAAUACGAAUAUUACAGUCUGUAGAAAUACGUGACGGCAAGUUAACGUUGAUUUUUCUGCUCUACUCGACGUGUUAGAAUAGCCGACAAUUUCUUAACUGACAAACGCGGGGGCGGUGCGUCCUUUUUGCAUUAUUGCACGUUACGAACGUGGACCGUCGGGCCAGUCACUCGUCGUCUUUUGCCUUCAACAGAGCACUUCUCGAGUGUUUCAUUCUAUUCGUUCUUUCUUACAUCUAAUAUUUUAUCUCUUUCAUAUUGAAAAUUAAAGAGAUAUUCAAAUAUGUGGAGGAGAAAAGAAGGCUGCGUAGUACUGAUUUGGUUGUUGCGGCUCGGGGAUUUGGCUGUCAUCGCUUCUGAGGAAAAAGGUUGGCAUUUAAACCAGUCGUCAGAAGCGAGGAAAAACGAAGACGUGUGCAUGGAUAAAGACUGCGUUAUAGCAGGUUACCACUUGCUAAGCAGUAUUAACAGAAGCGUAGAUCCCUGCGAUAACUUUUACCAGUACGCCUGCGGCCGGUUUUUGAAAAACGGUAGUCCUAACAACGAACGAGUCGACGUAUUCGUCACACUGGACAAGAACGUCGGAUUCCAGAUAAGAGACAUGUUGAAAGAGAGGUCGACCCCAGGUGAGAUCGAGCCGGUCCGCCUCGCCAAGCGAUAUUACAAUCUCUGCAUGGACGAGAGAAAGAUAGAGAGAGACGGCUACGAACCGCUCCUAAAAGUGUUUAAGGAAGUCGGUGGUUGGCCGGUCCUGGAAGACGAGUGGGACGCCAACGGCUCCUGGUCAUGGCUGGACACGAUUUAUAAAUUUAGGGAAAUAGGCAUCGAUGUAAACUACCUGAUCAACCUGGAAUUCCAAACCGUGAACACUAGUUCUACAGUAUUUACCAUCACAAUCAAUCCGGCGGUAUUGGGACUCAGCCAAGAUACCCUGUUAAAAGGACUAAACGAUACCACGGUGGAAAAAUACUACAACUACAUGGUGGACGUCGCCGUCCUCCUCAACGGCAACCGGACACGAGCCCGGCAAGAGCUCCUGCACUCCUUGAAUUUCGAGAUCGAGCUAGCCAAGCUUUCCCACGAUAUAGAAAAAGUCGAAACUAAGUUCGGCAGUUUAAAGAAGGAAUUCCCGUCUAUCCCGCUGAAGGCGUACGUUUCGAAUAUUUUAAAAGAAUAUGUCUCGGAUGAAGACCGCGUUACGGUUUUCGUGCCCAAAUAUUUGAAUGGUCUGGAGAAAAUUAUGCAGACAACACCAAAGAGGGUUGUCGCGAAUUAUCUAGUUUGGCGAGCGACUCUAAUGGCGACCACUUUCCUCCCUAAACAAUUUAGGGAUCUCCACCAUGAAUUUUCUGGGGAAAAUCUCAAAGGCAGGUGGGCGGAAUGUGUCGAAUUGGUAAGCAAAAGCGCACGGCUGAUCGUCUACUACAUGUACGUACAACGGUACGUGGAUAACUCGACCAAAUGGGAGGUGGUAGAUUUGGUCGGCAGGAUGAAAAAAGAGAUCUAUUCAGGCAUCAAGGACCUCGAAUGGAUGGACGAUGAUACAAAAGAUGCAGCUUUGAAAAAAAUUGAAGACAUCCUGCCCUACAUCGGCUAUAACGAUGAUCUGUUCGAUGUGAAUAAGUUAAUCGAAUAUCAUAAACAGUGGACAAUGAAGUCAAAUGCUUCUUUUUACGAAGCGUAUCUCUCCCUUGAAGUUUUCUGGAAAGGAAAAUGGAGCAAAAAAUUCAGAACUCCUUUCCAGAGAGGGGCAUGGUAUGAGGUUGCUUAUGAAGUCAGCGCUAAUGCAUAUCACAUGAAGAACAGAAAUGUUUUCCUGAUUUGUCCACCGUUUCUUCAAGGCUUCGUUAUGACCAAAAACGUCUUCGCCUACAUGAACUACGCCACUAUCGGCUAUAUCGUCGGCCACGAGAUUUUCCAUGGACUCGACGACGUUGGAGUUAACAUAGACAACGAGGGAUUAGUUGUCGAUUGGUGGGAGGACAGCACGAUGUGCACUUUCACCGACAAAGUUCAGUGUUUCGUCGAACAAUACAACAGCUACACCGUCAAGCAGAUCAACAAGACCGUUGACGGAGAGAAAACGAAAAGUGAAAAUAUCGCGGACAACGCGGGCCUCAACUACGCCUACCGGGCAUACCUUUCUUGGGUCGGUGAACACUGCGAAGAACCCAGGCUGCCGGGAUUCAAAAAUUACACUUCUCGGCAAUUGUUCUGGAUCAGCUUUGCCAACUUCUACUGUUCGUACAACAGAAAAAGGGAACUGGCAUGGGAUUUAAUGAACGAUGACCACUCGCCAGAUGAAUUCAGGGUCAUUGGUGCUUUGUCCAACCAGCCGUAUUUCUCAAGGGACUUUGGUUGUCCUCUGGGAUCGAACAUGAACCCGGAGAAGAAAUGUUUCUUGUGGUGACGAACCGAAGAAAUUGUUUUAAAACAAAACGUCAAAAUCUCUCGUCGUUUUUUAUAACCCCCAAGCUUUUUCAAUGACUUUGUGUCGGAGUGAUUAAUUAAAAACCAAGGCUGAUAACGACACAAUAUUUACUCAUAACUACCCUGUGCCUUGAACCCCACAGUUGAUUGAUGCAUUGUGAAUUUCCCUACGAAAAUAAAAUGUAUUAACCUACAA